AUGGUAUCUGUCGGAAUCACUCAGCGAUUCGCCCCGGCCAAGGUUGCUUCUGAUUUUGCUUCUUUAUCAUUGCAGCGCCAGUAUUACGGUUCCCGUGGUGCUGUAACUGAAUCUUGUCCGCUGUCCGCUGUCUGCUUCAUGGAAUUAGCGAUCAGUUCUUCUCUUCUUGACCGUGGCCCCCGUCUCCUUACUUUCGGUACAUUUCGUUUGGAGUUUCCAACCGAUCAAGCACCAUUCUUGUUGUCCUCGUCGCGUUACUUUGGGAAGAUUCCAAUCAACGGUGUCCGCGCAACCUCGAGGAGCGUCUCCUUGCCAGCUCAGGGAAGCCGUUUCAACCACAAUCGAAUCGAGUUCUUCUCCAAAAGCCCGUCGCGUCAGGGUGAAGUUGCCGUUGCGGUCGCAGCGGUGGUCGAUGAGGAGAAGGAAGGGACGCUCCUUCCUGCUUUGCCCCAACACCGCCAAGUUCCGAGAGAGCCCAAGGAAGGGUUUUACUUUCCAAGGCAUCCGUCGACCGGCGCCCUCGCCCGUGGAUCCGGUCCACCGCCGCAUGACUGCUGGUGUGGAAAGGAGCCGUGGUUCGCGCCCUGGGAAAGUGUAAGCAGCAGCAACGGUCGACCUGCAUUGGUCGCGCUGCCUGCGACUAUUGCUCCACCUUGGACUGCAAAGAGAGGCGCGGGGUGGGCAAAGGGCCUCUUGUGCGGAUAA
Messenger RNA from Talaromyces rugulosus, 705 nucleotides. RefSeq lists its product as uncharacterized. The coding region runs from base 1 to 705 and encodes 234 amino acids. The record is from RefSeq and is a predicted model, not a curated record. Lineage: Eukaryota; Fungi; Ascomycota; Eurotiomycetes; Eurotiales; Trichocomaceae. The transcript has 4 exons.